This is a messenger RNA of Candidula unifasciata, 1581 nucleotides long. Lineage: Eukaryota; Metazoa; Mollusca; Gastropoda; Stylommatophora; Geomitridae. The record is from the annotation of a GenBank genome assembly.
AUGAGCCGACUGUAUGACACAGUAGAACCAUCAGUCAUUGAUGAGGAGAUGUUGAAAGAAGCAGUUGAAGAACAAGGGCCAAAAGAUGAAGCUGGAAAAAUUGCAAAACAAGAAGGAAUAGAGUUUGAAGAUGUUCUGUCACUAAGGCUAGACUUUAAAAAUAUCCUAAAGAUAGACAACAUAUGGGAGUUUACAUCAUUGACAAAACUGCAGCUAGACAACAACAUCAUCGAGCAGAUUGAAGGACUGGAAUCACUUGUCCACCUCGUGUGGCUGGAUCUUUCUUUCAACAAUAUUGAGGUCAUCAAAGGCUUAGACACCCUGACCAAGUUAGAAGACCUAACCCUGUACAACAAUCGAAUCAGCAGAAUUGAAAAUAUGGACACCCUGGUGAAGCUUCAAGUGUUCUCCAUAGGUAAUAAUGAAAUCAAGGACGUGAAAGAUAUCUUGUAUUUACGGAAGUUCCGCAACCUGAGAAGUCUAACUAUCAGUAACAAUCCAGUAUAUAGUGAUGCCAGUUUUCGGCAGUAUGUGGUAGCCUUCCUCCCAGAGCUUGAGUUUCUGGACUACCGGCUAGUAGACCAGCAAGAGAAAGCACAAGCAUUUGACAGAUUUCAGAAUCAAAUAGAAGAGCAGGCAGAGAAAGAUCAUAAAGCAGGGUCGACAGAAACUUUAAAUAAACAACGAGAAGAAGAGAUGCAGUUACACAGGAAUGCAUAUGUGGAAUACUUGAACACAGAUCAGCUGUUUUUGGAUAUGUAUGCUGAUGAUCCUGAAGGAAACAAGCUAAACCAGAUUUCUGGUGUAUAUGAAAUGCUCAUUAAGCUUACAGCCCUGUGCCAUGAGUUAUUUGACUUUGGCCUUCAAGAAUAUGAGAAGAGAGAAGCCGAGGUGAAUAUGUUCUGGGACUGUGUAAAUGAGGCCAAGCAGGAGAACAAAGAACAGGGAAUGAAAGCCAUUGAAGAAUUUUUGAGGGAUAAAAAUAAACUGCUGCACGAAUUAGAAAGUACAACGGACAUGAAGUUAGCAGAAAGCAGAGUCAUAGAAUACAACAACAUGAUCUCAGCUCUUUGGGAUAAGCUAAUGGGACUGGAACUCCAGUUAGUGGAACAACUUGAGGAAGUGAUCAAGGAUUUUGACCGAAAUAUGCAAGACUUAGUUGCUGUGUUCCUGGAAAAUGUGCAGUCUUAUCUAUCUCAGCUGAGAGACCUGGAGAAUGUACAUAAUGAGAAGAUGAUAGAGUGUGUCAGUACUGCAGUGGAGAAGGUUGCAAAGAACGAGCUUGAGGACGAUAUGACUGAAGAAUUGAGAAUGAUGCUGAUUGACAAAGACACGGUGCUAAGUGCACUAACUUCAUCCCACGAUGUUCACCUGCUCAAAAUCGACAACAAGGAAGAUGACAUUGUGACCAGGAUUAGAUCAUGGUUGAAAAACAUGAUUGACAAAAUUCAUGAGGAGGAAGAGAUCCAGCGCAAUCGGACAAGAGUCAUCGAGAUCAACCAUUUUAUUGAUUAUUUGCGGGAGGAAAUUGAUGACUUAGAUUUUGGUCUUGAGAAUUUUGUCAUACUUCCUCAACUGUAG